AUGGAUGUUAUUGCUUUAAACAUAUUUGCGGAUGUACCCAUUGUUACAAAAUGUUGGACAAUAGGUUGUAUUACUGUUCUAAUAUUGACAUCAUUAAAUUUAAUCGAUCCAGCUAAACUAAUAUAUAGUUAUGAUUUAGUGUUUAAAAAGGGGCAAUACCAUCGAAUACUCCUAUCUGUAUUUAAUUAUGGUACUUUAACAUGGGCUACAAUUGGUAAUAUUCUGAUAUCGGCGAAUCAUUUAUCAUUUCUCGAAUCCUCAUACAAUGAACGUCGUAGAUUCAUAUGGUUGAUUACCGUACUUCUAACAUUAAUAAUUACGAUGACUCGAUAUUUUUUACCAAUGUCAUCUCUAGGAAUGAUCCUUCAUGAAAAUUUAUUGAAUUUCCACUUUAAGAAACAUGCAGAAGAAAUGAAUGGUGGAGGAAUUGCUGGAUUUAUUAUUGCAGCACCAUUAUUACCUUAUUUAAUGUACUUUAACAUGUAUUUUUCUCAAGGUUUAUCUCUUUUAGAGAUCAGUAUAAAUUUUUUACCAGCACAUCUGAUUUAUUAUUUAGAUGAUAUUGUUGGUAAAUUAUAUGACGUCGAUUUAAUGAAACCACCUUAUGAUAUGUGGUUAUCAUUUCAAAAUUGGAGAUUAAAAGAUAACACGAACAAUGAACUUUCUAUAGAUAACAAUGAACAGGUCAAUUAA
Molecule: messenger RNA, 693 nt
Organism: Maudiozyma saulgeensis
Lineage: Eukaryota; Fungi; Ascomycota; Saccharomycetes; Saccharomycetales; Saccharomycetaceae
Source: the annotation of a GenBank genome assembly